Messenger RNA from Chelonoidis abingdonii (Abingdon island giant tortoise), 2239 nucleotides. RefSeq names its product proliferating cell nuclear antigen (gene PCNA). Gene Ontology annotation, cellular component: PCNA complex. Lineage: Eukaryota; Metazoa; Chordata; Testudines; Testudinidae. Gene Ontology annotation, molecular function: DNA polymerase processivity factor activity; DNA binding. The record is from RefSeq and is a predicted model, not a curated record. Gene Ontology annotation, biological process: translesion synthesis; regulation of DNA replication; leading strand elongation.
UGGGCGGGACCAGGCCAGGGACGUUAUAAGAGCCGUCGUUUGGCGCGCAGUGGAGGCAGUUGGGGGUCUUUGUGUGCGGAGCAGUGCGGCGCUGGGUUUUGUGGCUUCUCCCCCGCUGACAGGAUGUUCGAGGCGCGGCUGGUGCAGGGCUCGGUGCUGAAGCGGGUGCUGGAGGCGCUCAAAGACUUGAUCACGGAGGCCUGCUGGGAUCUGGGCUCGGGCGGCAUCAGCCUGCAGAGCAUGGACUCCUCACACGUCUCGCUGGUGCAGCUCACGCUGCGUUCCGAGGGCUUCGACACCUACCGCUGCGACCGCAACAUCGCCAUGGGGGUCAACCUGGCCAGUAUGUCCAAAAUACUGAAGUGUGCUGGCAAUGAAGACAUAAUCACUCUCAGAGCAGAGGAUAAUGCAGAUACAUUGGCUCUAGUAUUUGAGGCACCAAAUCAGGAGAAGGUCUCUGAUUAUGAGAUGAAGUUAAUGGAUUUAGAUGUGGAACAACUUGGAAUUCCUGAACAAGAAUACAGCUGUGUAGUGAAAAUGCCUUCUGGUGAAUUUGCACGGAUCUGCAGAGAUCUAAGCCAUAUUGGAGAUGCUGUUGUCAUCUCUUGUGCAAAAGAUGGUGUAAAAUUUUCUGCUAAUGGAGAACUGGGAAAUGGGAACAUAAAGCUGUCACAGACCAGUAAUGUGGAUAAGGAGGAAGAAGCUGUUACAAUAGAGAUGAAUGAGCCAGUCCAGCUAACUUUUGCUUUGAGGUACUUGAAUUUUUUUACCAAAGCCACACCACUGUCACCUACAGUUACACUUAGUAUGUCUGCAGAUGUUCCAUUAGUUGUGGAGUACAAGAUUGCAGAUAUGGGACAUUUAAAAUAUUAUCUUGCCCCAAAGAUUGAGGAUCAGCAGGAUGGUUCUUAAAAUGCAGUAGGACCAAGGGAAGAGCUUCUGAGAGUCUUGGGAGAUGAAAACUGCUUUUCUGCGGAUGAAGAAAGUGUCUAGUCAGAAGUUAAAAAUACUGUUAUGCAUGUUUGUAGAUAUUCUCUGUAAAUAUUUUUUUCAACUUAAUUUGUUUUGUACCUACUUUGAAAAACAUAUCUGUAUCUUUGCUAUUCUACACUGUCUACUUACACAUUCUUUUUUAGAUGCUGUUUUUUAGAUCAAGCUUGUAGUUCCUGUUGAAAUUGCUAGUGGUAAAGGGUGCAAUAUUGAAACAGUAACUUACAAUAAAAGGAUCUCUCUAGCACUCUACCUGUGAAACCUCAGUGGAGUGAGGUUACUAAUGCCUUCCUAAGUGACUAAUGUAAACAUAAUUCAACUUUGACAAUCCCCUUGUCAAAAGGGGAACUGCAAUAUAAUUGAAAUGUGAAAAUGGUAAUUUUUGAAUAAUGUUCUUUAUCCUGCAUAGCUAUGAAUAGACUAACAGUCUGAAUACUACUGCCAACAUCUAUUUCUUAAAAUCAAAGAAAUGUAGACUGCAGGAAGCACUAACACAUGUAAUAAAAUAGGAAACAGCAGCAACUUUCCAACUUCUUAUAUGACCAUGAGCUUUUUUGUUGGCAAUUACAUGACUGACACAAACUAUAAAUACAGUUUGGCUAAUUUCACUUAAACAGUCCUCCUUUGGCUGUAACUGGAAGACAAGUGAUAUAAGUGAGUGUGAUCAAUGUCACUCUUACAGCGUAUGUGAACUCUACUUGUUUUGCAACAGCUUCUUCAUGUAGGAGGGAGGUCUGAGUACCAUGAUCUCAUUCACAUACAUUACAGUGUAACCACAGAUGCAGAAUCAGUUUGUGUAAAUUAAGGGGACUUUGCAUAGUUAUGCUCAGCUGAUUUAAGAUGGUUUACAUCAAUGUUGAUUGAUUCCUUAAAGUUUACUUGAGUGGCAGUAAAGGAAUUAAAUGUGUAUUUAAACCAGUGCACUUCCAAUUUCCAGACUUGUCCAUGUUCCCAAACUUGAAAUUUUCAAGUUGCAGCUUUGGUAAAUUAUCUAAAGGUUCAUGAAAUAUUGGUGUUAGGACCAAUGACAAGUUCAAAAGUAGUUUAGUAGAAACUUGUAUACAAAACAAAUAGCAAUUGAAUUUUACUACUGAUUUCAAAAUGUCACUUAACAAAAUGGUUGCAGUAAUGCCAUUUUGAGUUAGACAUUAGAAUUCCAUAACUUUCCAUUCUCUUGCAGCUUCUUAGAAAGGUGAUGCAUUUUGUUUUCUAAUAAUUUACAAUAAACUGCAUCAACCUAUUUCAGACA